UAUAUCGUUAUAUGUUGGCAACAUGGAAAAAUGAUUCCAGCAAAAUUUGCUAUUUAGUCUAAUGGAUGUAAGUACGAACGCGAACUGAUUAGAAUAAACGUGGAUUUAAUCAAAGUGUUUAUUACGCUUAAUAUUUCCAAAUAAACUACAACGAAAAUGAGUGAACUGGUGUGGGGAAUAAAAAUCGGUGAUUUGGAGCAAGUGCGAGAUAUCAUUGAAAAUAAGAAUAUCGAUGUUAAUCAAAUGAUCGAUGGAAGGACACCAUUACAUUAUGCAGCUGAUUAUGGCCAAAGUGAAGUAGUUAGAUAUCUGUUGGAAAAGGGUGCAAAUGCAAAUGCUACAGACAAACAUGGAAUAACAAUAUUAUUAGCAGCAAUUUGGGAGGGCCAUACAAAUUGUGUAAAAUUAUUAUUAGAAAAAGGAGCUAAACCAGACGGAUUAACACCGGAGGGAAUCAGUUAUUUAGAUGCUGCCGAAAAAGAUGAGAUUAAACAACUGCUUAAACUGCACUAGCACAAAACCAAAUGAAAUUCAAGCAAUGAUUUUUGUUAUUUUAGUAUUUUAAUGUUCCUCAUAGGAGUAUCACCAUUGCUUUCUCUUAAUUUUUUGCAUAUGGCUAGACUAUCAUAUUUAUGCACUUUAAAUUUAAAAAAAAACGUAGGUACACAUGUAGUUUUAUAAUAAUAUAUUGCACAUCUGGAGUGUAUAAUCAUAAACUCAUAUUCUUACAUGAUUAUUCUUAGAGAUUUAAAGUAUAUAUAAUUUCAGCUUUAAAAUAGUACAUCGUACAGAUUAUUUUGAAAAAUUAACAGAAACAAAUUUAUUUUUAAAGCAUGUAAUAUUAUAUAGCAAAAGAUAUUUUGAUACAUUUGUAAGAAGCAGCAUCGUAUUUUAAAUGUUUGUUAUUAAUUUAUAAAUGUUACGAAUUCCUUUUAUACAUUUUUUUUACUAAUCUACAUACUAAAGCCAUGAUUUUGCUUUAAUUUAAUAUUUUUGUGAAAAAAAAAGAGCUAUAAGAUAUAUUCACAUAAUUUAAGUGAGUUUCAAAAAGACAUGUGUAAAUUAUAGAAGGAGAUUAAAAAACUUAUCUUUAUGGUACUAAUUACCCAACAUGUCUCAAGAGGUUUUAAAGGUGUACAAUAAUCAAAAAUAAUAAGCCAGUGUAUCAUUGUUAUGUA
Molecule: messenger RNA, 1178 nt
Organism: Osmia lignaria (orchard mason bee)
Lineage: Eukaryota; Metazoa; Arthropoda; Insecta; Hymenoptera; Megachilidae
Product: myotrophin homolog
Biological process (GO): protein K6-linked ubiquitination
Cellular component (GO): BRCA1-A complex; BRCA1-BARD1 complex
Molecular function (GO): ubiquitin-protein transferase activity; protein binding
Source: RefSeq, a predicted model, not a curated record